CCCGUGGCCGCUGGAGAGCGGGUUGCGGGCGGAGCCGGGGCCGGUGGUCGCCAUGGAGGUCGAGUCCCAGGCUCAGACCCCGAGCUGGGGCAGGGUCGCGGCGGCCUGCUGACCCGCCGGUGUGUGUGUGUAUGUGCCUGCGCAGGGAGACAUGGAGACCUGUUUGGUGGCCGCGGCGCUGAACGGGGUGGACCGUCAUUCUCUGCAGCGCUCGGCUAGGUUGGGUCAAGAAGUGCUGGAGCGGGCCAGGAGGAGGGCGGUGGACUGGCGUUCGCUGGAGCUUCCCAAAGGCAGCGUGGGGGUCAUUUGCCGGGAACGGCCCUACCAAGAAAGACGGCCGGCAGCUGGCCCCCGGCGCCUUCUCCCGGGAGAGAGAGAAGAAAGAUACCCAACCCUCAGUGCUUCCUUCAGAACAAUGGCUGAAUUCAUGGACUAUACUUCAAGUCAGUGUGGGAAAUAUUAUGCAUCUGUGCCAGAGGAAGGAGGGGCAACCCAUGUCUAUCGUUAUCACAGAGGGAAGUCAGAGCUGAAUGGUCAGAGAAAAGACACCUCCUCUGGUCUUGGAAGCAUCUAUCAAGCAUCAGAGUAUGCUCCAGAGGCAUCCCAGCCUGCUGAGAACAUCUCUAAGGACCUCUACAUAGAAGUAUAUCCAGGGACCUAUUCUGUCACUGUGGGUGCAAAUGACUUAACCAAGAAGACUCAUGUGGUCGCAGUUGAUUCAGGACAAAGUGUGGACUUGGUCUUCCCCGUGUGAGGUUGACCAUCACAGCCAUCACAUCACCUUUUUUUUAAGUAGCAAGAAGAAUAAAGCCACUAUAUGAUUCUCUUAAUAUUUACACAUUAAUCUUGCUUUUAGUGCCGACUGGAGAGGGUCAGCCUUCCUGGGACCUGGAGUUCAUCUCUUUCGGUGCCUAUUUUAACUUGAAAGUGUAGAAGUCCCCCCACCCUCUUUUGCCUGAAAGUAAUAAUGUAAUGAUGCUGUCUGAAUAGUUUUUACAGCUUGCUUUCCAAGUAAAGGUUCAUUAUGAUAAUAAAGGGAGAGAUUUGGAAAUAAAGAGAAUUCCUUUUUUUUUUUUGCUGGGAAAGAUUCACCCUGAGCUACCAUGUCUUGCCAUCUUCUUUUUUUUUCCCCUCCCCAAAGCCCCAGUACAUAGUUGUAUAUCAUAGUUGUAAGUCCUUCGGGUUCUUCUGUGUGAGCCACCACCACAGCAUGGUUAGUGACAGACAAGUGGUGUGGUUCUGCACCCAGGAAUCAAACCUGGGCCGCCAAAGUGGAGUGUGCCAAACUUGAACCGCUAGGCCAUCAGGGCUGGCCCAAGAAUUCCUUUUUAUUGGUAUUAAGAGGUGAAA
Diceros bicornis minor is the source of this 1350-nucleotide messenger RNA. RefSeq names its product A-kinase interacting protein 1 (gene AKIP1). Gene Ontology annotation, biological process: regulation of non-canonical NF-kappaB signal transduction. The coding region runs from base 152 to 754 and encodes 200 amino acids. The transcript has 5 exons. NCBI's taxonomy places the organism in Eukaryota, Metazoa, Chordata, Mammalia, Perissodactyla, Rhinocerotidae. Gene Ontology annotation, cellular component: nucleoplasm. The record is from RefSeq and is a predicted model, not a curated record.